Messenger RNA from Mytilus californianus (California mussel), 630 nucleotides. RefSeq names its product complement C1q subcomponent subunit B-like. NCBI's taxonomy places the organism in Eukaryota, Metazoa, Mollusca, Bivalvia, Mytilida, Mytilidae. The transcript is spliced from 3 exons. Gene Ontology annotation, molecular function: protein binding. The coding region runs from base 29 to 412 and encodes 127 amino acids. The record is from RefSeq and is a predicted model, not a curated record.
UCGAGAAGUAAUAUUCUUUGAAUUCAAAAUGUUUGUUUUCAUCUACUUUUCUGUUUGGAUUUUGUGCAGAGAAAUCACCAUGAUUCAUGGAUCAGAGUUGGCCUGUUCAGAAAAAUCGAACAUUGUCAACAAACUAAAAUUAUUGUGUGAUGGAUUAGACACAGGUAAAGAAUCUGGAGAUUACAAUACCAGUGUUAGUGCAUCAGGUUUUUCAGCCUCUGUAAGUAGACCUAAAUAUGUGGUGAGAGGACAUAUUGUAAGAUUUGACAAAGUAUGGAGCAACAUUGGAAAUAAUUAUGAUCUACAAUCUGGUGUAUAUACAGCCCCGAAAGAUGGUGCAUAUCAUUUCUCUUGUUCAGUAAUGUCUGGUGGUAAUAAAGCGAUUCGUGUAAGUCUGUGGAAAAUAACCUAAAGACUGUUUCAUCUUAUUCUUACGAUUCUAACAGUGGAACAUUGAACUUGGUACUCGACUUGAAAAAAGGAGACAAAGUAUGCAUUAAACAAGAUCAUAAUGAAAACUACAUAUAUUCUGAACCUGAAUAUAACUUCAGUAUGUUCUCUGGUUUUCUCAUUUCAUGAGUAACCAAGUCAGAAUUAUGAUGCAGAUAAGAAUCCAAUAAAAUACAUUUU